Messenger RNA from Cadophora gregata, 6743 nucleotides. RefSeq lists its product as uncharacterized. The record is from RefSeq and is a predicted model, not a curated record. Gene Ontology annotation, biological process: signal transduction; regulation of GTPase activity. NCBI's taxonomy places the organism in Eukaryota, Fungi, Ascomycota, Leotiomycetes, Helotiales, Ploettnerulaceae. Bases 1648 to 5778 code for a protein of 1376 amino acids. Gene Ontology annotation, cellular component: cytoplasm. The transcript is spliced from 3 exons. Gene Ontology annotation, molecular function: phosphatidylinositol binding.
AUUUUCACGAAAGGCACUUUCCAUCAAAUUUGCAGUUUCUUGCCUGGUAGGCGCGGCCCCAGUUUUUUAUCGUUGCAGUAUCAUUUCGGCAAGUAAAUCAACUGCCAGAGCAGGCAUUGCUCCCAUGAAAUCAUAUGUCUCUAUCUGCAGAAAAGUUCCGCAGUGUUAACCCAAAGUAUCCCAUCCCUCAUUCCUGAGAUAACGACCAUCACCCCCCCCUUCUUCUUGAUAAAUGAUCAUUUUGCCUCUUACAAAUGCUCUUGUACGGACAGUGGCUGACGUGAGGCCUCUCACUGGUCCAUCUCUAUUUCCAUCAUCUCAUCCAUCCUCACCCGCUGGCCGAACAAACACACACCCACUCGCAAUCCUUUGUGAUAAUCCCUAAUUCGGUCCAAUCCAAUCCAAUCCAAUCCAAUCCAGUCCCGUCUUAUUAUUGUACAUUCAUACUAAUACUGCCCGCCUGCAAGCACUCUGCAGCAGAUCUGCACGCCAGCCUGAACGCGCCCACCCUAAUCCUUCAAUCCAACGUGGUGAGCGCGCACCCACUCGCGCUCCUCUUCUGCAGCACAUCACAUCGCAUCCACUUCAUACUGUUCCUAUCCUGUCCUGUCUCCCUGUCCUCAUAAUCCUCAGCCAGAUCUGACCUAGUCGCCCGACCCAUACCCGUACCCAGCAGCAAUAGCAUCCUGGUCGCUGGCCGCCGUUCCUAUUGCGCCGCUUGGUCCGCUGGUGUUGGAGAGUCGCGCUCGCCUGAAGAGUCCCCAGUCCCUUUGAACGUGCGACGUCAAUCAACCUCAUCCGGGCAUUUCGAAACUCUCCACCCAGCAGCACUGUCAGGCGCCACCCUCCACCACGGAUUCUGGAGCUGCCUCCUCCCUGCGACAGACUCCUGCUCUGCUGCUCUGCUGCCCUGUGUCCUCGUGCGCCUGGCUGUCGGCCAAUUGCUGCUGCGCUGACUGCAUUGUAGUCCUGUAGUCUCAGCCAUUGGGCGAUGUCGCAGCUUUCGCAACAGAACGAUGCUUCCGCCGAUGCCAAUGCUACCUCCAACUCACAACUGCAAUUCUUCCCUCAAGACAGCCCCACAGUAGGACGCUCGCAGGUCUACUCUCCAAACAACCCCUCGCCCAGGUCAGAGCCAGGGAAAAGGUACGUCGUGUCGUGUGUGCUGCUAUUUUUGAUUCGCAUUUCAUACACAACCACACCAAGCCGGUAUCGAAAGAGCGAGCUACCACAGCAAGCAAUCGCUACAAACGUGCGCUGACUUGGAUUUUCUUGUCUAGAUCUCUCCGCAAGGCUGCUCCUAGUCCUCUACAGACCAGCACGACUGCGACUUCUCCACCGAGCAGUGUCACUCCGACAAGAACUGCUUUUCCAAGAGCCGGCGUCGAUCAUUCUACUUCAUCGGCGAGUAUACAACAGUCUAUUCCCCAGUCACCCAAAUCGCCCAAGGAGCGUCUCGACGACCUUUUGGCCUCGGAACAGAGCUUCUACAGGUCCAAAGACUCGUCUGUCGAGUCAAAUCCGGAGGAGAGCAGGCCCAGAUACCCUCGCCCAAUACACGACACGAAUGGUACCUCGAGAAGCGUCUCCGAUCCUGUUAUAAUCUCUAAGCCCUCAGGAGGGCCGUCUUCUAGCACGAGACCGCCGAUGGCUUCGGCACAUCGUGUUGACAUGGCUCGAGGACCACCCCGGACAUCGUCGAUCGAUUCGGCGAUUUCGUCCAUAUCAGGCGGCACACAUUCGAAGAAGGGAUCGCAAGACUUACAGGCAGGAGGACCACCAGAUAUUGCGAACCUAAUACAGGCUGCAGGAUCCCCGGAGGCUGUCAUUCAAUACUUGCUGAAGGAGAAGGCAUCUCAAGCGUCACAGAACUCACAGUUAUGGCGUCUGGUGGACAAGCAACGAGCCAUGAUCCUAGGCCUGAAUAAGGAUCUUGAGCGGGCAUUGAAGGAUAAGGAACGGUACCGGAAGAAGUUAAAAGAAAGCCUGGCACAAAUAUCGAAUCCUUCCCCAGUGGACUCAACACAAGGGCUGGGCUCGGAAGUUGGAUCGAUAUCUUCUGAUACGAAGCCUGUGGCAGAAGUGAAGGCAAAUAAUGUUGGAUCUAUGGUGUCUGCUGGUUUGAGGGAGCCGGAACAAGAUCAACCACCGUCGCCGAUUGAUGUUGCUCUCGCACCAUAUCCUAUUACACCUCCAGCCAUGAUGACUAUUCAGACACCUGGAAUGUCCAAUAUGGUUGAAGCCGAGCAUAAGAUGCCUUCACCGACGCAGCAUGCUUUCCAACAGUACAACCCAGAUGCACCUGCACCAGGAUUUGAGGCUGGCCAACAACAGCGCAAGGCAAACGAGGUGGCUAGAGAGGUACCAUACAAUGCGUCCCUUCCACCGUCAAGAAGUCUGCCCUCCAACCCACCAAGAGGACCGCCUCCAAGCGUGCCACCACCGAGGACCCCCAUGUCCAGUCAAGGCCCUUCUGUAAAUUUAAUAGAACCUUCUCCUAAUCCAGACGAAGGACUUAGAUCGUUUCCAACACCACCAAGGAAAGCACCACCAGCACCCUUAAAUCUUGGAAAGCAGAGUAAAGCCAGUUCUCACCUUCGUCAGGCCUCUGGCACUGGAGAGGAGACUGACUCGGAUUACGAUGACAUUCUGGAGGUUGACGAAUUACCCACAUUCACUGAAAGAGGUCGCCGAAAGACAAGGGAAGAAGAUGAUAGAGAGCGAGAGAUCGCAGCAAUGAAAGAUGCGGAAAUGAGGAGCCUUUCGAAGAAAAGCGGCAAAAGCACACCAAAGUCUCGACCAACGACUCCAAAGGAAGGUUCCUUUGCACACUUGGCAGAUCCUAUGCCAACAAGCCCUCGACAAACCGUUCAGAUUUCACCACCAGAUGCUCACACGCGUCAUUUGUCUCCCCCAGAUCCUAACGCAGGGUCCUUGGCAGGUAUACUCAAUGAAGCUUCCGGGGUCGUUUCACCACCUCUGCUGAGUCCCGGGUUACCCAUGAGUCCACGACCAGCAGAUAGGCCGAUGAAUUCUCCCAUGCCGCGAAAUCUGUCCAACCAUUCUUCCACAGUAAACUCGCCCCCAAUGUCGCCUCGUGGGAUGGGUGCUUUCCCAGGCGCUGUUCCUUUAUCUCCAAGAGCACCAAGACAACCGAUACCUUUGCCGCCCAAUACUCCAAUGUCGAUUGGUUCUCCCGGUCUUCCUAAAGGCGAGCCUUUGUAUCUCGUCUCUCCUAAAGCCCUGGCGAUAUCCAAACGCACUGGAGAGUCUGAAUCCAGUCCGAAAGAACGAAUCUCACCUGUCCAACAGAGCCCUGGUCCAAAUUCGAUAUACAUGGGAUUAGUCACCGAAGAAUAUCCUGAUCUACUCCUUCCGCCCAAUGCGCUCCCAUCAAUUCAUGUUAGAGUAGCCUCCUCACGCCUGAAGCCAUCCAGAGCAAGUAUCAUGUUCCCCCGGAAUAUCGAAGAAGAUCCUGUCUUUACACUCGCCGUUUUCGCCAGAUCAGAUGGGAGAGAACUUUGGAGAGUGGAGAAGGAUUCGACUUCUCUAGCCAACUUGGACCAGACCUUGAAGCAAUCCAACACGUUCACAGCCAAAACACCAGAGAGAUCUUUAUUCAAUGGUCAUGCACCCGCAAAAGUGGAUGCUCGCCGAGCCGCAUUGGAUAAGUAUCUUGACGAAAUCUUGGACACUCAGAUGGACCUAGCUUCAGCUCUGGAGAUCUGCCGUUAUCUGUCGACCAAUACUAUGGAGCCAUAUGCGGACGAGUUGGCCCAAGGUGGUGAUUCGGCUAGCGAGAGUCCUGUAAAGACAGGGCCAGGUGGCAGACCAUUGAAGAAUGGAUACUUGACCAAGAGAGGAAAGAAUUUCGGAGGCUGGAAGGCUCGCUACUUUGUACUGGAUGGUCCAGUCUUCAAAUAUUACGAGUCACCUGGUGGGCCACAUUUGGGAGCAAUCAAGUUGCAGAACGCUCAAAUUGGCAAGCAACAACAGCAAGCUGACAAUCACUCGCCAUCUCGUGGCGAUGCCGACGAUGUUGACAACCAAUAUCGACACGCUUUCUUGAUUCUCGAGCCAAAGCGAAAAGAUUCUUCCAGUCUCGUCAGACAUGUCCUGUGUGCUGAGAGCGACCAAGAGCGUGACCAGUGGGUUGAGGCACUGCUCCUGUACGUUGACUUUAAGGAUGAUGAAGACGAUGAUCGUUCGGUUUCAUCGAGGCAGCAGCAUGAUCGCACAGACUCAAACGGUUCUGCACACCUCAGUGGUGGGAAGUCAAAGAAAAAGCUGUAUGCGGGCCAAGGUAGAAGUCAGACCAUGCCAGAUCUCACAGAUGACGGCCUCCGUGGUAUGAGCUAUGAGAACACGAAGCAAGGCAGCAUGCCAUCGGGAUCGCGACUGAAGAAUUCAGGCACUCCAUCGCCUCCGACUCAUGGAUAUGAGCGUGAUCCAAUAAGCCAAAUGCCACAUUCUCAAUCCACCAAGAAUAUUUCUGGUCCCAAGAAUGCUCAAGUCAUCCAGGAUUCUUCAUCAUGGGGCAACAGACGAAACAUGCUGGCACCUGCCGCUGCAGAUGACAGGAUCAAGCAAAAGAAGCGCAGCUUUUUCGGAUUCGGUUCGAAGCCUCGAGCGUCCUUUGAUAAUACAAACGAGGGCAAUGACUCAAGCACCAGUCUGACACAGAUGGCUUAUGACCAGCAUGGACCUAUCCGGCCAGUCUUUGGUUCUCCUCUUGGAGAAGCUGUGAGGUACAAUCAUCCUGCUGAUGUUCAGAUUGAACUUCCCGCUGUUGUUUACCGCUGCAUUGAGUACCUGGACGCCAAAAAUGCUGCAGGCGAAGAAGGCAUCUUCAGAUUGAGUGGAUCUAAUGUUGUUAUCAAACAACUACGAGAGCGUUUCAAUGUCGAAGGAGAUGUCAAUCUCGUGACAGACGACCAAUAUUACGAUAUCCAUGCGGUUGCUUCACUUCUGAAGUUGUACCUAAGAGAGCUACCAACUACUAUUUUGACGAGAGAGCUCCAUCUCGAGUUUCUUGCUGUCACCGAGUUGCACGAUGUCAACGAGAAGGUCAGCGCGCUGAAUGGUCUCGUUCACAGACUUCCAAGAGCCAAUAAUGCACUCCUCCGAUACCUCUCUGGUUUCCUGAUCAAUAUCAUCAACCAUGCCGACACUAACAAGAUGACUGUGCGUAACGUGGGUAUUGUCUUUUCGCCGACACUGAACAUUCCCGCCCCUGUCUUUGCGUUGUUUUUGCAGCAGUAUGAUGGUAUUUUUGGUGAGGAGCCAGAUGACCAUGAUGGACCUGUUGAGGUGACCGUUACUGCCCCUCCCUUAACACCAGAGGAUAUUCGCUCUCCACGCCGUCAAAAGUUCCAGGAGUUACCAACUCCUUCCUAUGAUCAGCAAUCCUUCCCGAAAGCUCAAGCUCCUCAGCACUAUCAGCAGCAACAGCAGCGUGGAAACUAUGACACUGGUUUUACUCCGCUCCAGCCCAGCUACGAACCACUCAGAGGCUUCUCAACCAUGGCCGGCCCGGAAUAUGGCAGACCGCAGCAGCAAACAUUAGCUGGACCAGCAUACGACCAAUUCGCUGGUGGCCAAGGCUAUAGACAACAGCAAUAUGGCUCCGAGAAUUCCCAAGGCAACAGCAAAUCCAAAAGGCGUGAGAGCAGUAUGUUCGGCAUGAAUAUGAACAUGGGUCUUGGGCAGCGCAAGCCCAGCAAUAACAAGUUGAGAGAUGACUCUCGUCUUGUUGAUGAACAGUCCUUCUUCGACUGAAGACUCGGUCAGUACACAGGACAGGUGGGCGUUUUACGAAGGGAGAGUAUGCAGAUGCAUCCUGCUCGGUAUGCUACAUCGUCUGCAGAAGCAUGCAAUUGAAGCAUAGAGGGACAACAACUUUGGACUGGUGCCAAAGUUGUUGUCAUGGAUUCUCACACAUAUGAACGAAACAAACGAAACCAACAAGUCGGUCAUUACACGACCGAUCUUACUGUAAUACUUAAUGAAACACGUCCUUCCUCCUCACCCACCUCCUACACCAUGGACUCCCACCACCACAACCAACACAUUACCAACCCAUCUGUACAUUACACCAGCAUCAAAGCAUGAGGGCAUUGUUUACGACCUCCUGUUUCUGCAAAUUGCGCAUUGCUUUCCAAUCAGUCAAGCAAAUCAUUCAUCAUUUGUCGGCGGAUUCUACAUUCUCAUUCGGUUUCUUCACUUCUUCUUUUUUCAGCAAUAGCGCAUUCAGCAUCCCGCGCAUUCGUCCGUCAGCAGAGGAGGUUAUACCCAGAUCGCCCAAUUAUUUUUCGUGCUGUUUUUAUUUUAGGAAGUGCUGGGAGUCCAUACUAUUUUUAGAAAUGCUUUGUUGUAUGGUGUGUGGGUUUUUUGGGGGGUGUUUGCGGCUUUGCGGGUUUGUUUCUUGGUGGUGGGAUGUGCGAGAGGAGAGGUACUUGGGAUAUGGAUGGACGCAUGCAUGAAAGGACGGAGGAGGCCCAGGAGGGGUUAGGACGGGAUGAAUGGAUACCCGUCCUGUGUAUGUGUACGAUUUGGACUGGAACGAAUGGACGGAGGGACGGACGACAUGGGAGUUUGUCGUUCGUUAAUAGGUGGCUAUAUCCGGACUAGGAGGUUACAUUCGAUGAGCAUCUGGGGAGAACGGAUGAGAUGUGUUUGUACCUAGUCGUUGAUAUGAGAAUGACGCGGAUGUUGAUGAGCUGAGAUGAGAUGGCAAUGAAAUA